Messenger RNA from Canis lupus familiaris (dog), 880 nucleotides. RefSeq names its product retinitis pigmentosa 9 protein-like. The record is from RefSeq and is a predicted model, not a curated record. Gene Ontology annotation, biological process: RNA splicing. The transcript has 7 exons. The coding region runs from base 1 to 666 and encodes 221 amino acids. Lineage: Eukaryota; Metazoa; Chordata; Mammalia; Carnivora; Canidae.
AUGUCGGCCGGGCCCGGGCGCGACGACGCGGGGAACGGGGGCGCGCGGCGGCCGCGGGAGACGGCGGAGCAGGAGCUGCAGCGGCGCCGGGAGCAGAAGCGGCGGCGGCACGACGCGCAGCAGCUGCAGCAGCUCAAGCACCUGGAGUCCUUCUAUGAAAAACCUCCUCCUGGGCUUAUCAAGGAAGAUGAGACGAAGCCAGAAGACUGUAUACCAGAUGUACCAGGCAAUGAACAUGCCAGGGAAUUUCUGGCUCAUGCUCCAACAAAAGGACUUUGGAUGCCACUGGGGAAAGAAGUCAAAGUUAUGCAGUGUUGGCGUUGUAAACGGUAUGGUCACCGAACAGGCGACAAAGAAUGUCCUUUUUUUAUCAAAGGCAACCAAAAGUUAGAGCAGUUCAGAGUAGCACAUGAAGAUCCCAUGUUUGACAUCAUCCGAGAGAACAAAAGACACGAAAAGGAUGUAAGGAUACAGCAGUUGAAACAGUUACUGGAGGACUCUACCUCCGAGGAAGAUGGGAGCAGCUCCAGUUCCUCAGCAUGCAAAGAGAAACACAAGAAAAAGAAGAAGAAAGAAAAACAUAAGAAAAGGAAGAAAGACAAGAAGAAGAAGAAGAAACGAAAGCAUAAGUCUUCCAAGUCGAAUGAGAGUUCAGACUCGGAUUGAUGAGGACUUGACUGGUUGAGCAUUGUCUCCCCACAGAUCAGACACUGUGGCCAAAGACCAGAGGCCACGGUGGAGGCGGGGAGGACGAGGAGGGAGCCGCCAGAGAGCAGGGGAUUCGACGUCACCCGUGUGAAUCCUCACCUGCCUUCCAGCAAAGAUGUGACCCCAGGAGGACCCAGUACUCUCCAGUCCUAUAUAGAAAAGGAAGAAAAAA